AUGGGAAGCUCUAAUAUUGUUCUAGUUUUCUCUCUGCUGUUCAUGCACGCAGGCUCAACAUGUCAGUUGCGUGGUAAAUUUGAAAUGCCUAAUAUUUUUAAAGCAGGGGAAAUUAUGAUUGGAGGAAUUUUUCCCAUUUUUAAUAAACAAGAAAAUGUUAUUGCCUCUUUUGAGAGAAAAAUGCGAAUGAUUAAUUGUACAGGAUUUGACCUACGUGCCUUCCGUUGGACGCAAGUCAUGAUGUUUGCAAUAGAUGAGAUAAACCAAGAUGAGGGUUUGCUUCCUAACAUUUCUUUGGGCUAUAAAAUAAUGGAUUCUUGUGCUUCCCCCACUAAUGUUUUACGUGCGGCAUUCACACUGGUGAGUGAGCAGAGGGAAGAGGAAUCUACAACUCAGUGUCACCUUCCGCUUACAGCUCUUGUAGCUGAAUCAGGCUCAUCACAGUCCUUAGCUGUUGCCGGAACACUUGGACCAUUCAGAGUGCCAAUGGUGAGUUACUUUUCAACAUGUGCAUGUCUGAGUGAUAGAAGAAAAUAUCCAUCAUUUUUCCGUACACUUCCAAGUGACUACUACCAAGCAAAAGCCUUGGCCUCUCUUGUAAAACGAUAUGGAUGGACUUGGGUUGGAGCUGUGCAGUCUGACAAUGAUUAUGGAAAAAAUGGGAUUUCAGCCUUCUCAAAGGAAGUGGAAAAAAUGGGAGUUUGCAUUGCAUUUGUAGGCACAAUUUUAAGGACAUAUCCCCAAAGUAAAAUCAUUGAAGUGGUUGAAUUAAUAAAACAAUCUACAGUAAAAGUGAUCCUGGCAUUUGUGCCAGAGGGAGAUCUCUAUCCUCUAAUGAGAGAAACAGUGAAACAAAACAUCACAGGAAUCCAGUGGAUUGCAAGUGAAGCCUGGGUAACUGCAGCAAGGCCCUCUACCCCUGAAAUGUUCAAGUCUUUUGGAGGCACAGUUGGAUUUGUGGUACGAAAGAUGGCUAUGCCCAAACUUGGAACUUACCUGAAAAACAUCAGUCCUUACUUUCCUUUACAAUCCACUUUUGUCAGUGACUUCUGGGAAACAAUGGUUGGUUGUAAACCAUGUCUUAAUUGUGAACCCCUGCCAUUUGCAAAUGUUACACUCAACAGCCAAAUGUGCACAGGAGAAGAAAAACUAAAUUACACAGACAAAUUCUUUGACGUAACACAAGUAAGAGUAACAUAUAAUGUGUAUCAAGCUGUGUAUGCAAUUGCACACGCUAUUCACAAAUUGUUGUUUUGCCAAAGAGAUAAAAAUAAUGUUUUGAGACAGUGCCUAAAUGUAUCACAGAUAACUCCAAAAUUGGUCAGCGAUCACUUACAGAGGGUGAAUUUUGUAGAUGAGUAUGGAGAAAAUGUGUUCUUUGAUGAGAAUGGAGACCCACCUGCAUCAUACGAGGUGAUAAACUGGCAGCUAAGAGGUGGAGAGGUACAACAUGUAAUUGUGGGAUAUUUCAGUACAUCUACAGAUGGAACAUAUAAACUUACAGUUAAAGAGGACAAAAUCCACUGGAACACAGGAAAUUUGAUACCAAAAGCAGUGUGCUCAGACACCUGCCCAAAUGGCACAAGAAAGGCUCAAAUAAAAGGACGGCCUGUUUGCUGUUUUGACUGCAUCCCAUGUGCUGAUGGUUCAAUAUCAAAUACAACAGGAGCAGCAGACUGCAUUCUUUGUCCUGAAGAAUACUGGUCAAAUGAGAGACGAGACAAGUGUGUCAUGAAAAUGACAGAGUUUCUGUCUUAUACAGAAACGAUGGGGAUCAUUCUGACUGCUCUAUCACUAUUUGGAGCCAGCCUUAGUGUAGCGACUAUGAUUAUCUUCAUGCGCUUUAGAGAAACGCCUAUAGUGAAAGCUAACAAUUCAGAGCUGAGCUCACUAUUACUUGUUUCACUGUUCUUUUGUUUUCUUUGUCCUCUUACAUUCAUCGGUGAGCCAACAGUGUGGUCAUGUAUGUUACGUCAUACAGCAUUUGGUGUUACUUUUGCUCUCUGCAUUUCUUGUGUUUUGGGGAAAACCAUAGUAGUUGUUACUGCUUUCAGAGCCACAUUACCAGGAAAUAAAUUGGCUGGAAAGUUUGGGUCAGUACAACAAAGAGUCAUUGUGUUCUCAUGCACUGCAAUUCAGAUAGUCAUCUGUGUUCUAUGGCUUAUAAUAAGCCCACCAUUUCCUGAUAAAGCUCUGAAGUAUAACAAUAAAAAGAUAAUUUUAGAAUGCAACACAGGCUCAGAUGUAGCAUUUUAUGCAGUUUUAGGAUAUAUUGGUAUUCUUUCAGCAAUCUGUUUGAUUUUGGCCUUUUUAGCUAGAAAAUUACCAGAUAAUUUUAACGAAGCCAAAUUCAUCUCGUUCAGUAUGCUUAUAUUUUGUGCUGUCUGGGCAACAUUUAUACCUGCUUAUAUUAGUUCACCUGGCAAGUACACAGUUGCAGUAGAGAUUUUUGCAAUUUUGUCAUCUGCCUUUGGUUUACUGUUAUGUAUAUUUGUGCCAAAAUGUUACAUUAUUCUCAUUAAACCAGAGAGAAAUACUAAAAAACACUUGAUGGGGAAAUUUCAAAAGACUAGUCUCUGA
Messenger RNA from Sinocyclocheilus rhinocerous, 2580 nucleotides. RefSeq names its product olfactory receptor C family, n1 (gene olfcn1). Gene Ontology annotation, biological process: G protein-coupled receptor signaling pathway. Gene Ontology annotation, cellular component: plasma membrane. Gene Ontology annotation, molecular function: G protein-coupled receptor activity. Lineage: Eukaryota; Metazoa; Chordata; Actinopteri; Cypriniformes; Cyprinidae. The record is from RefSeq and is a predicted model, not a curated record. Bases 1 to 2580 code for a protein of 859 amino acids. The transcript has 6 exons.